Molecule: messenger RNA, 3637 nt
Organism: Danaus plexippus (monarch butterfly)
Lineage: Eukaryota; Metazoa; Arthropoda; Insecta; Lepidoptera; Nymphalidae
Exons: 1
Coding region: 145-765 (206 amino acids)
Source: RefSeq, a predicted model, not a curated record
UUUGUUAAAAAAUAUAUUGACAACAUCAAUCAAAAAUUGUUUAUUAUAUUUUUGUUUGGAAAUAUCAAAAUUUCUCGUACAAAAUUAUUCCGUGCCGAAAACCUAGUUAACAAUGUUCUAAAUUUGUUGAAGCGAGGAUAUAGAAUGUUCAAUAAAAAAAGUCCAAUUAAGUCUGGACACGAGCCGGGCUCCUCUUCUCCGAGAGCAAAGGAUGGGCUGCCCGAAGUGGCCGUUGCCGCUAUCGCCUCCUACAAAAAGCAAAAGGAAGUUAGUGACUUUAUGAGCUUUUUUCUCGAGGCCCUCGAACGUAAUUCCGAUUGGCUUAACGGGGUCGUUGUCAAGCAGUCUAACUUCAGAUGCGCGCUGAUGGUCGGAGCCGGGCCGAAUCGAUUUCAACUGCAGGAAAUAAUUUACCCGGCUGAAAAGGAGAUCAAACUGCAAGUCGAGCAGAGAGAUUCGGAAGAUUACGACAAGAUAGCUAUCGCUGCGCUGUUCAAACUUCCAAAUGCUGAGAUUGAUCAUCUUUUGAAGUAUAUUAAAACUCGUCUAUAUGAUAAUCUGCUUUUAAAAGAAGAUUUACUUAAAGGAAAAGCUAUGGGUAUAAGUUACGCGGUGUUGAGGCCUUUCUCUGAAAAGCAAUAUAGAGUUAUGGAGAGAAUAGUUAUGGGAAGUUCUAUGAAAUGCGUGGUUCCCGUAAAGAAACGUAGACGAGAUGAGAAAUCGCUCGCAAGAUCCCCCAUAAAGAGGGCUAAACGCGUUUUUUAGUCAUUAAAAUUAACAAACGCCGUAGAGUAACUGAGGGUGCUCUUCCUCUGGUUACGGUCUACCAUUAUGUAGAUCCCGUUAUACAGGUUAUAAUGACAGCUAUUUGGGGUGACUGUGAAAUGAGUCGAUCAUGGAAAAUUAUAGUCAUUUGUGCAUCGAUAGCUUCCGAUUAACAUUGAUUUAUACGUAAAUAUGUCUCGUAUAAUAAUAAUUCAAAAUGAUUGCGGUUAAUUCUAUAUUAAUUUUAAAGCCAAAAUAUAAUAAUUGGUCACAUAUCGCUGAUGUAUUAACAAUUUAUUCGAGUUGCAAAACGGCACCCCUUUUCAGACUGCUUCACAAAUCAAUGCUCUCAGUAUAAUAACUGUGUGUAUGAUGUAAGAACAAGCAUUCGAAUCACCGCUCUACUUGUCACAUGCAAACAAUAAUGGCUUUGAUUUGGUCCCUUUCCUAUGAAUUCUAUUCAUCUUUCAUAGCGGGCUUCCUAAGAUCAAUAUCAAGUAAACCAGGCCAGUCGUGCGCGUUAUAACUUGUAGCAGAACGUAUUAUAGUUAAUAAAGGAGGAGCACUUUCUUUUCGAGUGCCGACAAAAAGCAUCAAUAAAGUGUGUUUUGAACAUACAAUCUGAUCUAGAUCUAAAGGCAUUCUCAUAAAGUUCGCUUUGCUAUGACAACGCCAGUUUAUUUAAAAUUUGAUUAAUGAUGCGUUAGGGUUGAAUAUCAUAUUUUUUCAAUCGCCAUAGUGGGUGUUGAGUCUAUGAUUAGAUAAAUAAAGCUGUAACUAUAAGUAUUACGUAAGUGCUACUUACUUAUCAUAUGUUAAAUUUAUAUUAAAAUAUUGAAAAGGUAAACAAUUUAGUGGAUUACUACAAUUAAUCUAAGGUCGUACGUAACAAAUACUUAAUAUUUGAUCGAGAUAUCCUUUGGGAGCUUCUUAAAAUCAGUCAAAUCCUGUGGAUAUACUCGUCUAUGGAUGCUCAAACGUACUGUAAAAUAGAAAUAGUGACAUAAUUUUUCGCCAAAACAAUCGCAGUAUCUUAGCUAAUGAAAUAAAGACAUAAGGAAACUGUUCUCAACUUUGCCAUCAAGGACUUUAAUGGUUCUGAUUGUAACCGCGUCCAUUCAAUAAAUUAUUAGAAAAUACUUGCUUAGAACUAAUAUUGGAACUAACUCUAAGGAACUGAGUUGGUCUUUAUAAUGGUACAGCAAAGUUUUGAUAUAAGGUUGGCCGUUGUUAUAUAAUAUUUUUGUUUUUAUACAAAUACAUAUUAUAUAACAAGUAUAUAAAACUGGGAUAUUAUUCUAUUGUUAAUGUAUCUAUAGUUAAGACAAUAUGUUAGAUAAAUCUUACUUAUAUUUAUUGGGAGAUGUGACACAUAGUGGAAAUGUCUUUUUUUAUGUCUCGUAAUAUGUCAAGAGAUUCGCUACAGAAGCUGUUGGUAGCAUAUCUUAGAUUUGCUUAAUAAUAUAUAAAUCAAUUUGAAAUAUAGUUCACAGUAAGGGUCACUCCUUGGCCCUAUUUCUACCGACUUGGGCCAAGGAUUAGGGGCCGCUGACCGCAGCGUAAUUGGCGUAAUAGUUAUGUGAUUUAUUGUCCAGAUUUAUGGACUCCUUAGUAAUAAGCUUCUGUUUUUGUUUGGCUUGAAAUAAUAGGUAUAAAUACAGGUCGCCAUCUUUGUUAACAAGUAUUGAUAUUCUUUUAAGAAAUUUGUUAAAUUAUUUCAGGAAGUGUUUAAAUAAAUUAAACCGUCUUUUUAUUCGUCGACACAAAUUGUGUGCAUGAAGCAAAAUGACUUAAAACUUCAUAUACUAUCCGAUUGAGAUUGCGUAAAAUCGGAUAUCAACUGGUGGAAAUGAACAAAGAUCUGUUAACUUAAAUUCACGACUUUUUAAAUCGCCUGGGAUUCUGACCACGGUCCAGAUUUAAUUUACAUCAUUUGAUUCAAGCCGCCCCUCGUGGAGUUCUUUUAUCGCAAAAUGCUUCAAAGCUUCUUUCAAAAUAUAUCGAAUUGAGUAACCGAACUUGUAACAAUUUUAUAAAACGAUUUUAUACCAAGUAUUCUCUGUAUACUUGGUGAUGAAACAAGGCUAAUGAAAUCUUUCGCAAAUGCGAUCCUUAAUAUACAAGUUUAUAUUAAAAUUAACUCGCAUUUCUCGCGGCUUAGCAAUAAGUAUUGCCAUAAAGGGAAGUGCGGAAAUGCGAAACCUGAUUAUGAUUUUAUAAAACGCGAUAAAUGCAUCUAUGGAGGUUAUAAAAGAGAACAUAAAAUAACACCUUUCUUAUGAUAAAAUUUUUAUUUUAAACAUAGAAAGGGAUUUUGAUGGCCCUCCCACGUCGCGGAGGACGUUAUCUUUAGAUUUAGAGUUUGUUGAAUGUUACAAGCAUUGGUAAUUCAAGGGCCAUCUUAUGCGAAUUUCUCAGGUGCUAUUUUUCUGAUUUAUGUGUAAUAUAAGUGGUGAAGACAAUUUUUUUUAUGUUUUAUAUUUAGACGAUGCUAACAUUUAUUAUACUGUACCAAUUUUUUUGUUAAAUUUAUUUUAGACAUCUGGUAUAGUUUUAUUUUCUUUCACCAUUAUCAAUGUGUAUAAUAUAACUGUUGUCAGUUACUGAAUUCUCAUAAUGACAUAUUUGAAAGGAGCUGUUUAAGUAUUCAUAAUGUUCCCAGAGAGGCUUGCUUUUAAUACAGUGUCCGCUCCGAACAUUUUUUAAUACUUUACAAAACUAGUGAACUAAUUCACAAGUACAUGUAUUCAGCUCAAAUAAAAUAAAUAGAUUUAAUGCAGCUAAUGUUGUGCUUGUAAAACUUUAGAAAGGAGACAAUAAUGUGAGAUAAAUUAUAAAUAUUUUCGCUUAAAUAAAUUGUUUGUGUUUUUGU